UGAUGCCAGCCAGACCCGGCGAUGGGAUCCUGGUCCAGCACGCGGUCCGCCGUCUUGUCUACGUAUUGCAGGUCGCAGCGGCGGCAGACGGGGCCAGAGGGACCGGCUAGACUAGGCAGUCUGUACAGACGACAACAAAAACCCUCACUACGCCCAGCGAGAUGGUCCAUCACCACAACGCACUCUCUCCUACGCAACAAACCGCAGUGAUACCGCUGAGCUACGCGCAUACAUCGGUCACACUACUCUACCAAUUCGACACGGAAUACGACCAACUCCCUAGAUAGAAAACACUACUUGAAUAAGUAGUGGGAAAAAGCAAACCACCGACAUGGACGGCAGAACCGGUCGAUCCAUGGACGCUGGAUACGCCAUUCCCGGCGGAUUCCCAGCAUAUCCUGAGCCGCCUCGGCCCAGCUCACGACCUGCGACGGCGAGAGACUCUGAAGCGGAAACGAUGUCGGUUAGCCGGACGACGUCCAUGCCGAUCCCGCCGAAAGGCAUCUUGAAGAAGGCAAAGCCCCCACCGCCGCCACCGCGGCCGCAGGAUCCUCUUGCCGCACGCUUCUACAGAAUUCCCAGGCCUGAGCAGAUGCACCCCCUAUCACCCCCCGAAUCACCCACCUACCCCUCGGACAACAACAGCUACAGCGGCGACUUCGACACCGAUUCCCAGUCUACGUCGUCCAACCUCUCCAGCAACACCCAGGCCACGAGCGUCAUAUCCGAUGCCCCCAGCAAGCCCAGCCGGCCAUCUACUCUGGUUAGGCACGUACGCCACGCGCCUCUGCAUACGAACCGGGUCAGGUCGCGGCCGCGGUCCUCCAAGGCGCCAUCGGAAUCCGGCCGGAGCUCGGUGAGCAAGAGCUCAGUGGGAAAGAGCUCCGCCCACAGCACCAAGAGCAAGAGAACGAUUCACAUCCAGUUCGUGCCGUCGACGACGAACACCGCCACGGCAAACACCGCCGUGCCGCGGAACUCUCCAUCUCAAUCCAAGGAGCUCCAGCUGGCUCGGCGCCCCGACAGAAGCCUCGUGCGUAAGCUUGAGCAGCUAGAGUCGGAGACCGAGACUCUACGCAGGGACUUGGACGAUGCCUCAACGCAGCUGACGACCAGGGGGCAGCAGAAUAUGGAGAUCGUGCGGGCCCUUAACCUGGAGCGGAAUACCAAAGAGCUCAUCCUCCGAGACCUGCACGAGCAGAGGCGGAUAUCGGACGAUUUCCGCGUCGACUUCCAGUUGCAGCAGGACGAGCUGCGGAAGGUCGAGAAGGAUCGGGAUAGUCUUAGGUAUUCCCGUGACAAGCUCGAGAAGCAGGUCGCCAUGCUCGAGAGGGAGCUGGCGGAGCGAGACGCCGAUCGGCACCACCACGAGGACGAGCUUAGGCACGACAUCGAUGUCUUGGAAUCCACCACCACAAACCUCGAGAGGCAGGUCGACUCCCGCGACCGAGAACUCAGGGAAGUAUUGAUCGAGCGCGACACGGCCUGGGACGAGUCCAGGAGGCUCCAGGCGCAGGUCAAGGCCCUCGAGACCGACCGAGUCCCGUUUAAGAAGUUUAGGGAGGCGAUGGACGAGAAGGAGUCGCUGCGGGGUCAGAUCAACAAUGCACGCGGCGAGAAGGCCGCCCUCGACGAGAAGGUCAGGGGCAUCGAACAAGAGAUCGAGGUCCUCAAGCGGAAGAUUGCAGAACUCGAACACGACAAGCAAGCCCUCGAAUCCGACAAGCAGGCGCUCGAGUCCGAUAAGAGAGCCCUUCAAUCUGACAAGGAGGCACUUCAGGCCGAGUUAAGCGACAAGCAGACGCAGAUCGACGGCCUGACUGCCGAGCCAACCUGGUCAACAUGGAGAGCGAGCUCUCCGAGCUACGCGUGCGCAACAGCGUGCUCGAGACGGACAAGGAACAGCUCAUCACUCGCACGGUCGACUUCGACAAGGUGAGCGACGAUCUCAGCAAGCUGCGCCGGAAGAACGCAGACCUCGAGGCGCGCA
Molecule: messenger RNA, 1990 nt
Organism: Durotheca rogersii
Lineage: Eukaryota; Fungi; Ascomycota; Sordariomycetes; Xylariales; Xylariaceae
Exons: 4
Coding region: 332-1939 (535 amino acids)
Source: RefSeq, a predicted model, not a curated record